AUGUCGAUGGACAAGAAUUCCAAGAAUGCCAAGAAUGCCAAGUCUCAAGUGGAAGAAGAAGGGUCAUCCGGUCAAGAUGGCGAGGCCACACAACCCAGAUUACUGUUGACCCUGUUGUUGUUUGUCCUUGUGGCAUCUGGCUUGUACAUGUGGGAUGUAAACGCCGCCGAUUCUGACAUGGUUGACCUCGAGAUACAGAAACCCCAAACUGCGGCUACGUCUUCGCUAGCUACUCCAACACUACCAACUAACGAUGCCAGUCCUGUUGCGGUGGUCCCUUCCGAUGCAUCCAAUCCGGCAGAGGAUUUGAGUGUGAAUGUGACUGUGGGUGAGGUUGCUUCCGAUGCGCCUGGUACGACAGAGACUCCCAUUUCUGAAGAACAAGACUCCCCAUCGUCGUCGUCAAGUGGAGGCGGUGGCGGUGGCGAUUUUGACGCGAGUUGUAGUGACGUUUGCACGAAAAGGGAAGCCAACCGUAAGAAAAAGUUUGGUGGCGACCUUUUGGACUUUCAAGAGCUGGUCAGGUUGGCCGAAGCAGAACAUAAAAAGGUGGAAUCCGCACUUCGAGAAGACUAUGGGGAGUAUUUUGAUCCCAUGUUUGUCAAGAACGGAACAAACCCGGACGGUGGAACACAUUAUCAUGGAAUGAAACCACCUAAUGAAGGCGGUGCAUCCAGAGAACGGAUGAAGCGAAAAAUGAAGCUUAAGAUUUUGAAGAUGAUGUCUUCCAUCAAAGCGACGGAGAGCAAUGUCCAUGGAUGCGAUUGCAUUGGAAAAUCAGGAUCAGUCGACUCAGGAGUUGAUGAAGAUGUUCUGACAACUAUUCCAGAAUUCUAUGAAAAGUACGUCUUUGCCAAUGGUGGACAUUCGAAUGCAGCUGGGCAUGGAAAUAUGUUCAAUGAGUCAUAUACUGCUGUCUUUGGUAGAGAUGUUCGGCCAAUCAUGGAAGCAAUCGGGAUUGAACUGAUUGAUAGAAACUACGCCAUGGGAGCAAUGAGGUCAUUUCCAUUUAUGAGUUCCUGCACUAAAGAAGUAUACGGGAAAGACGUCGAUCUUCUGGCUUGGAAUUUUGGUAUGACGGAUGGCAAGAUGCCUUCUGCUGCUCACUAUGUCUAUCGCGGAGCGGUGAUGCCUAACCAUCCAGCGAUUGUCAUGGUGGAUGCAACCAUUGCUCCAGGAUUGAAUCCAUUGUUCGAAAAAGUGGGCCUUGCCAUGUUCGAGUCAAAAGCGGACACUCCUCAAUUUGAUGGGGCACCGGAUUUGACUCCUGAUGGUAUCCCAAUUCCUGAUAAAGAGGCCAACAAACUGCCGCCAAUGGUCAAAUAUUUAAAGUGUGGUCGAAGGUUUGAAGGAAAAGAUCUUUGCUUUGGAAAGAAAUGGAGUUGCACUGAUCGAAUGAAAAACUCAGGGGUCGACUGUAUUUGCCCUCAUAUUGGGAAGCGAUCGAGCUGGCAUAUGGGAUACAGAAUGCACGCGUUGCAUGGGCAUCUGCUCAGUCUUCCGUUCAUUGAGAUGUUACUGGAGGCACUGAAAGAACUAGUGGAGACAGAGACUUCUGAUUUCGAAGAGCUACUGGCCGAUAUACAAAAGGAAGAAGAUGUUGAAUUCCAACAGUUCAUGGAAAGUCCGCUUUUGACUCAGAUGUUUGGGGAUCAGUAUGAUCCACUUGGUAACGCAACUGAUCUAUCGUUUGAAACCUGGUUCAGAGGGAAUAGUAUAUGUCGCACUACUUUCGUGCCGGCUCAGUCACGCUUUCUUGGUCUGAUGACAGAAAGUAACAAGACCGGAGAUGUCGCAAUGUAUACCCAUGAGACCUAUGAGACUGGCUUUUACUAUACAGCCCGUGAUGGGAAGUCCGGCGGACGCUUUGUGUUUGUGGGAAGUGAAAGGCCUCCUGAAGGCAAGUUCUCACUCGUUGCGAGGAAACCUGAACGUGCUGGUUGGAAGGACGUUGCCGCAUGGGAAGCAGAGUGCCCAGCGGUUGUAAUGCCGGAUUAUAAAGACUGGUUGUAUGCACCACUUGUGGAUGGAAAAGCAUCAAUCACCUUUCCAAACGAAAAGGAGAAGGCAUAUUAUGGAUACGAUCCAAAAAAUUUCAAGGGCAUCAUUGCAGUCAUCAUGGCUAUCCCAGAAGGCUGCAAGAAGUGUCCUCACCCGUAUGACCAUACAUUUGCCGACUUUGUGUUGGGCAAUGCUUUCAUGACAGUCAAUUCCAAACCUGUCAAGAGGGCGUUUCUCUUGAGCAAUGCCAUGAUCUUGGAAGGGGACGGCGGAAACAUAUUUUGGGAGCCCGAUCCCAAAACAGAGGACUACACGAUUGAAUUCAUAGCAGGUCCCAAUACAACUGAGUAUCAUUUAACUCUUUCCACCCUUGUUCUGAUGUAA
This is a messenger RNA of Cylindrotheca closterium, 2385 nucleotides long. NCBI's taxonomy places the organism in Eukaryota, Bacillariophyta, Bacillariophyceae, Bacillariales, Bacillariaceae. The record is from the annotation of a GenBank genome assembly.